CGUAAGAGCGCGUUUUAGGAUUUAACCAAGUCUUUGCUGCGGGGCUGGCUGCAGUCUUCAGCAGAGCCCGACGGCCUGAGAGCCUCUCGACACAAUGAGAGUGUAAUCUCACUCGUUCUGGAGUCAAUUUUAUCCYUUUUUUGUUGUUGUUGUUAAUUGAAUUAAACAAACCCACAUCGUUUUUGUUUUAGUUUUUUUUUUGUUUCCGAAUCAUGACUGGAGUUUUCGAUCGGAGGAUCCCGAGUGUGAAACCUACAGAUUUCCAGAGCUCCUUUCAACUCUCCGCCAUGCACCAUCCGUCUCAGGAAUCCCCCACUCUCCCCGAAUCCUCGGCCACGGACUCUGGCUACUACAGUCCCGCCGGGGGAGUCCCUCACGGCUACUGCUCACCCAGCUCUUCGUCGUACGCGAAGCCCCUCGGCGCCUACCAGUACCAGUACUCGGGCGUAAACGGAUCCGCUGGAAAUUACGCGACAAAAUCCUACAGUGAUUACAGCUCGUACACGACUCCCGCCUACCACCAGUACGCAGGGACUUACAGCAGAGUGCAAGCCCAGCAGAGUCCACAAGAGAAAGAGUUAAGUGAGCCUGAGGUGAGGAUGGUGAACGGGAAGCCGAAGAAGGUGAGAAAGCCCCGGACCAUUUAUUCCAGCUUCCAGCUCGCCGCCUUGCAGAGGAGGUUUCAGAACACGCAGUACCUGGCGCUGCCGGAGAGAGCCGAGCUCGCAGCCUCGCUGGGACUCACGCAAACACAGGUCAAGAUUUGGUUCCAGAACAGGAGAUCCAAAAUGAAGAAGAUCAUGAAAAACGGCGAGCUUCCACCAGAGCACAGCCCCAGCUCCAGCGACCCCAUGGCCUGCAACUCGCCGCAGUCCCCGGCCGUGUGGGACACGCAGGGCCCCUCCAGGGCGCACGGCCUACAGCCACAAAACCUCAACACGGCGGCUUCUAACUUUUUGGACAACACGUCGUCUUGGUACGCCUCCGCCGGCAGCUCCAUGGCUUCCCACCUUCAGACCCCCAACUCGAUACAGCACUCGUUGGCUCUUGGAGCCGGGACGUUAUACUGAAAAACAAACAAACAAACAAAAAAAAAUGUUGUUCAUUUCGUUUGUUACUAUUUUUUUCCUUCUAUGGGACUUGUGUUCACAUUUCAGAGGAAUAUGCAAUGUAUCUGAUGACAGUCAUAGAGGAAAAAACGUGUAAAAUGUGUAAAUGUGUGCAUGUAAUUUAUUGCAUUUUGGAAGACUAUUAAACGUUUAAAAAGGA
Molecule: messenger RNA, 1269 nt
Organism: Austrofundulus limnaeus
Lineage: Eukaryota; Metazoa; Chordata; Actinopteri; Cyprinodontiformes; Rivulidae
Gene: dlx5a
Product: distal-less homeobox 5a
Exons: 3
Coding region: 213-1070 (285 amino acids)
Biological process (GO): regulation of transcription by RNA polymerase II; embryo development; cell differentiation
Molecular function (GO): DNA-binding transcription factor activity, RNA polymerase II-specific; RNA polymerase II cis-regulatory region sequence-specific DNA binding
Source: RefSeq, a predicted model, not a curated record